This is a messenger RNA of Labrus bergylta (ballan wrasse), 2293 nucleotides long. RefSeq names its product C-type lectin domain family 12 member B. The record is from RefSeq and is a predicted model, not a curated record. NCBI's taxonomy places the organism in Eukaryota, Metazoa, Chordata, Actinopteri, Labriformes, Labridae.
CUUCCGAGACGACACGUGUUGAUGAAAUUGAUGACCACAGAGCAACAAUACUAAACCAAACUGUUGAGUUGAAAAUGUCCUAUGUUACUUCUAUAGGUUCAGAAAGAGGAACUUGUCUCUGGUUUUCUUUGUGGUUUUCUGUGAAUAAAUGUGACUGUCAAAGCCUUCUGUCAUUCUCAGAAGAGAGCAUUAAUGAGAGACUGGUAAGGAUGGAGGAAGAAAAUAAUUAUUCUACGGUAGUGUUUAAUCAUAGUGGCUCCCCUGGAAAAGAGAAUAAAGAGGAAUCGACAAUUUAUUCAGUGGUGAAACCUAAAGAGCCCACAGCUGCAAUAUCAAAUGUUGAAUCAGCUGGACGCUCUAGACUUCAUGUGCUGGUGGUGUGUUUGGGGAUCCUCUCUGUCCUCCUGGUGACAAGCAUCAGUGCUAUCAUAUACAUCACUGUGGUAAUGAACAAACAGAAAGCAAGCCUCAGCGACCUCAAGGCUGAAAUUCAGCAACUGAAAACAGAGAGGGGUGUCUUUGAGAAUGAGACACAGAAGCUGAGCAGAGUCACUGACAAUCUCAACCGGACGCUGGAAGCCAUCCUGAAGUUUGACACCUUCCCAGUAAAUGAUUUCUGCCCAGAGAAGAAGUGUCAGCCGUGUCCGAAAGGCUGGAUUCUGUUCCAGGGAAAGUGUUAUCUGUUUUUCAAUGGAGAAUCCAGAAAUUGGAAGCAAUGGCAAGAGAGCCGAACAUACUGCCAAAACAGAGCUUCAGAUCUGGUUGUUAUAAGUAGUCUCCAAGAACAGGAAUUCAUCAGCAAGCACAUCACAUUUUACCAUGAUAAGUAUCAUGGCUUCUGGUUGGGAUUACAUACAGUUGACAACAAAAACUGGAAGUGGGUGGAUGGACGUAAUGACACUUUAGGGUACUGGACGACGCUCGGUUCCUCUGGUCCGUGUGGGCUCAUGAUCCCCCAGAAGAAUCUUACAGCAAACUGGGACCCAGCAACAUGUGACUUUUUGAACAAAUUCAUUUGUGAGUGUGAAGCUCUGACUAUGUCUGAUUGAUUUUGAAUUAGAGAACAGUUUUGUUUUCUUAAAAUAUUCUUGCUCUUGCUGUUUGUUCAGGAGUAUACUUUUCCAAAACUAUCCACUUAAUGAAAACUCAAACAGAUAUUAACAUAAAGUAUGAAUGACUCCUCCCCCACUCUCUCCUCCCAACAUUUCCUGUCUCUCUUCAGCCGUCCUAUCCAAAAAGAAUCCUUUCAUAAAUAUAUAUAGGCCUAAAUAUACAAUCUAAAGACAAAGUAGUAUGUAGCCUCAGUGUAAGUCGUUUUUUUCCACUGCAUCGUUUACAACAUCCCUUUAAUGUUCUCCAAGUUGCACUGAACGAUAUUAAAUUGGUUUAAAUAAUCAGAAAACUAAAUGUAUGUUGUUUUCUAGGGCCAAUACCCUUCAUAUUACCACCCUGCUAGGAUCCUUUAUCGAGAGAGUUGAAGACUAUAAAUAUCUCGGUGUAUGGAUAGACGACAAACUAACAUUCAAAUUUCACACUGACAAUCUUACUGACAAAUUACGACAGAAAAUUGGUGACCUUUAUAGAAAUAAAUUAAAUUCCCCUAUGUUCUGUCGAAAAAAGACCAUCAAAGCAGUUUUUCUUUCAGUUUUGGAUUAUGGUGAUGUGGUCUAUAGGUAUGCCUCUACCACUACACUGAAGCCCUUAGAUGCUGUUUAUCAUUCUGCAUUUUGAUUCAUUACCGGCAAUCGCGACAUGACUCACCGCUGCAUUCUACAUGAUAAGGUUGCUUGGUCCUCUCUUACUGAGAGAUGCAAUAACCACUGGCAUCUUUUUAUCUAUAAAGCCCUUACCGGAAAGCUACCAUCAUACAGUAUAUCACCUCCUUGUUACAUCUGAACCCUGUUCCAUCUUUAACCCGCUUGAGUGAGAGGUUCCUCAUGCCAGGACUGACCUGGGGAAAACUGCUUUUAGUGUUAGUGCUGCAAACUCUUAAAUUUGAGCACUUUCAUCCCUUAUGGAUACAUUAGGAAUAUUCUUUUUAACCGCCCAAUACCUGCCUGUUACUGUUUUAUUUGAUUUUAAAUGCUGACUUAUCAUUGUAGUAAUUUCAAGCUUUUUAAAUUAUGUUGGUUUAUUGUUCUUAUUGCUCUUUUAUUGAUUUGAUUUUCUGUGGUAGCUUUAUCUCAUUUUGUUAGUCAUUGUUUGCCUUUUAUGUAUGUUUUAUCGGCAUCAUUGUAAAUGAGUCACCCUCAAUGACUUCUCCGAGAAUUUAAAUAAAGGUUGAUGAUGAUGA